AUGGGGCGAUUAGUAUUUGAAUUGCUCUUAGCGCUGCUAAUUACAGGGCUAUCUCGAUUUAGUACAAUCAAAUACAAAUACCCAACCCCGGCACAUGACGCAAAUCAAUGUUCAGGCUACAGACUGACGUCAAUAUCCCCCACUGAUCAUGGUUUAAAUGGGUCGCUCGUACUCGCCGGUAAUUCAUGCAAUGUUUAUGGAAACGACAUUUCCAAUCUUGCAUUAGAAGUGACGUAUGAAACCGACGACAUACUGCACGUCAAAAUAUACGACGUUGAGGAACGUCAAUUCCAAGUUCCCGAUUACGUACUACCACGAAAGCGCUUCCAGGGAGCAAAAAAUCCAGCAUACGAAUUCAGUUAUACAGACAACACGUUCGGUUUUGUGGUAAAGAGGAAAAAUAAUGGGGAGGUGCUGUUCAAUAGCACAGGUGUGCAAAUGGUGUUCGAAGAUCAGUUUGUCAAAUUUGGCAGUCAAGUCCAUGACAUUAUGAAUGUUUAUGGGACACGUGACAUAGGCUCUCCAUUACGUGAAAACAUUUAUGGCGUUCAUCCAUUCUAUCUCGAUUUGCGCCGUUCAGGUCGCUCUCAUGGUGUUUUCCUACGUAAUAGCCAUGGAAUGGACGUAUUUCUCUCGUCAACGUCAAACACAUCCGAGAUCGAGUAUCGCGCUCUGGGUGGUGUUAUUGAUCUGUACUUUAUUCUUGGUGGUGAAGAUGGGAGUCCAAAGACAGUUAUAGAACAGUAUACCGAUAUAAUUGGUAAGCCACACAUGCCUAAUUAUUGGGCGUUAGGAUGGCAUCAAUGUCGGUGGGGAUACAAAACGAUUGAAAUGGUUAAGGAAGUCGUAGAGAACUACAAAAAGGCCGAAAUACCACUCGAGGUUAUGUGGACUGACAUCGACUAUAUGGAUCAAUACAGAGACUUUACGUUUCAUCCCAUCAACUUUCCCUUAUCCAAAGUGCAAUCAUUCCUUGCAGAACUUCAUUCUCAAAAUCAAAAGCACGUUCUUAUUGUUGAUCCAGCCAUCUAUAAUGGUGAUGAUUACGCCCCGUAUAAAGAAGGUGCCGACUUGGACGUGUUUAUCAAGAACCGUGAUGGAUCUAUAUACUACGGUCGUGUAUGGCCUGGAUAUACGGCGUUUCCUGAUUGGUUUGCUCCGAAUACUCAGUCAUGGUGGACUAGACAAUUUCAGAGAUUCUUGAAGGAUGUUCCGGUAGACGGAAUAUGGAUCGAUAUGAACGAGCCAGCGUCGUUCUGCUUUGGUUCGUGUGGAACUGGUCAUCCGCCUGGCGAGCCUCCGGGGGAUUCACCAGGUGACCCCGUGUUUGGCCCUGGUGUACCCGACUAUAAUUUACUUAAUCCACCGUAUAGUAUUCGUAAUGGAUCUCCAUACUUGUCUAGUAAGACAGUGGCUACCAACGCAACACAUUGGAACAACUACACCGAAUAUCAGACGCAUAAUCUAUAUGGACAUAUGGAAGGGAUAGCAACAUACAAGACACUAAUUACUAUCAAUCCGAAAACAAGGCCAUUUAUCCUGAGUAGAUCGACGUUCCCCGGGUCGGGAGCAUAUGUGGGACAUUGGUCAGGAGACAACUGGGCAUCAUGGCCGUACUUGUAUUAUUCUAUUCCGGGCAUACUGAACUUCCAGAUGUAUGGUAUUCCAUACGUUGGGGCCGAUGUAUGUGGAUUCAAUGAAAGUACAGAUGAAGAGUUAUGUAAUAGAUGGCAUUCGCUCGGUGCAUUCUAUCCUUUUGCCAGAAAUCACAACGCGCAUAAUACAAUAGCACAGGAACCAUACGUGUGGAAAUCAGUCACCGAAGCCACAAAAAAAGCAUUGCAUGUGAGAUACACCCUUCUUCCAUACUAUUACACUCUAUUCGCUGUUGCCCAUGAGAAGGGUACGCCUGUGUGGAGAGCACUAAUGUUUGAAUUCACUGAUGAUUACGAGACAUGGAACAUUGAUAAACAAUUUAUGAUUGGGCCAGCCGUAUUAGUGACUCCCGUUCUUGAGGCUGGACAUGUGGAUGUGGAAGGAUAUUUCCCAAAAGGAAUCUGGUAUGAUUGGUAUACUCAUGAUCCUAUUUAUGGGGCGAACUGGACAAAAGUCGAUGCUCCACUAGGUCAUAUUCCCGUUCAUAUUCGUGGUGGGAGUAUAAUAUUGACUCAGCGUCCUGCUUAUACUACUACCGAAUCAAGGGAGCAACCGUUUGAAUUGAUAGUUGCCUUGGAUGAGACUGGUCAUGCAAGUGGGGAAGCUUAUCUUGAUGACGGUGUAUCGUUAGAACCAGUCGAGUCAUUACGGAUAAGUUUUCGUAUUUGUGACAAAUGGCAAGUAGUAAUGACAUCAGUUGGAUCAUACAAACCUAAUGCUAAACUAGAGAAAUUAAUUAUUAUCGGCGUUGGAUUGGAUUUAGUUAUUGAUGACGUUCAUGUUGAUAUGGACAAGAAUGCAAUUAUUACCUUUUAG
This is a messenger RNA of Paraglomus brasilianum, 2472 nucleotides long. NCBI's taxonomy places the organism in Eukaryota, Fungi, Glomeromycota, Glomeromycetes, Paraglomerales, Paraglomeraceae. The record is from the annotation of a GenBank genome assembly.